Dovyalis caffra is the source of this 1110-nucleotide messenger RNA. NCBI's taxonomy places the organism in Eukaryota, Viridiplantae, Streptophyta, Magnoliopsida, Malpighiales, Salicaceae. The record is from the annotation of a GenBank genome assembly.
AUGGCAGAUUUUGGGUGCUUGAACCCUGACAUUCCCUUUAAUGUCCUCUCCCGACUGCAAACGAAAGAUUUGCUGGGAUUGAAGUGUGUCUCUAAAGGAUGGCACCGCCUUAUAUCUGAUCGCUCUUUCAUCCAGGCUCAGUCACAAAAGAAAGAGCCAUUGUCAGGAUUCUUCUUCCAGCAGAGGUACCCGUAUUGUUCUGAUGACAUAAAAACUAUAACCUAUGUUCCUGUUGAAAGGAAAGGAUUGCGGCAGGAUGUCUUUGCUUUUCUCCCUCAGGAUGUCGUGGUGUUAGCAUCAUGCAAUGGACUACUUUGUUGUCGAAGUUGCUACCCCUUUGAAGAUCCAGCUAUCUAUGUCUGCAACCCUUUGAACAGUGAUUGGUGGAAACUAGAUUGGAAGGAACCUGACAAAGAAAGCUUCAUUGCGCUGGCGUUUGAUCCCUUCCAGGAUUUCUCUGUCAAUUCGAAAAAUUUCAAGGUUGUUAGACCAAGGAAGUUGGAGACUGAGGAGGAAGAAGCAUACUCAUUUGAGAUAUAUACCUCAAAGACAAGGAAUUGGAAGCUAUCAAAAGAGGUUUGCUGGUGUAAUAACAGUUUAUCCAAGAAUGGAGGUGUUUUUAUUGGAGGGAUCUUACACUGGCUCACUGAUGGUGGCCAAAUACUGACUUUUAAUGUAGAGAAUGAAACAGCUUUGCUGAUUUCAAUUCCACUACCAGCUGGAGAGUUUAAUUGUACACCUCAAGCUUGCAUUGGAGAAUCUGAAGGUCGACUGUAUUAUGUACUGAUCUCUGAAGGACUUCACGUAUGGUUUCUUGAGGAUUACCAUGAUUCUACUUGGUCUCUCAAGUACUCCAAAACUCUUUCGCAGAUGGAGUUUUAUUCUACUUGGUCUCUCAAGUACUUCAAAACUCUUGCGCAGAAGGAAACGGAACACUCGGCGUUCAUGGUCAAUUUAUACGAUAGAAUGAUGCACUGGCCGAGAAUUGAUGAUAGCCCGUUGUUGGAUCCCUUGGCCUUCAAAGACGGGGUCUUAGUAGUAAGGGUAUCCAGUACCAUCUACUUAUAUCAUGUUGAGACUAGCAAGAUGGAGGAAGUUGGCGAGACUUAA